UUGCCUUCGUGCCUAAGCUUAAUUUUACUAAAUUUAGCGUGCCUUGUCGAGUUGUCGUGCUUUUUUCAAAAAAAUGCGGCCCACAAUCCACGACUUCGUUCUCGUGUCGGAACGGGCCGGGCUUUUCAUGCCGGGUCGGGCCACAUCCAUCUUUAGACUUACCCGGUUAGAAGCUUAGGGAGAUUAGUGAAGCAGUUUUGUUUUGUGCUGGUUAAGACUACAAGGGCUACUACUCCUGUAUGUUCUGCUACGGAAACGUUACUUUAAUUAGCAUUCUCUAUCUGAUUUAUUUGUUAUAACAGGAUGAUAUUUGAGUCUCCUAAUCUAACUUACUGCUUCAACUAGUGAGUUUUUAUGACUGCUCUUUGGCGUGUACCUGUACCUUAGAUUUACUUCUUCAGUUUAGUUAAUAUAAAGAGUUUGGCCACGCUGUUAACUAGAUCACGUAGAGGACUAAACUGUGUUCGGUUUAGUAAAUGGCCAAUAAGAUCUUUUGAUUGCUACUUGUUUUCCUAUGAUCCAGCUCCUAACCAAGGUAAAAAUCUGUAAAACUCACCUCUGAUUUUGAGAAAUGAAAUCAGAAAGUUUUAACUUCUGGUGACUUUCCUGGGAAUUCGUUACAGAAAGUUUCUUUAUCUGUAUCGAGCUAUAUCAGUAUAUGUUCUCGAUCACUAACUCUGCUUUAUUAUCAAGUUUCAAAUUUACUUUAUUUUUCUUGCAUGUAUUUAUAAAGCUGGAAAAAAACGAAAAAAGGCGUAGCAUAUACAUAUCACUUACAAUAAGAGAGUGCAAAAUUAAGAAAAGCCUAGUAAUAAAAUGCAGUGAAAGUGGUUUAAUGUCAUUCUCAAAUUUAAAACAUUUGGACCAUCUAUAUGUCAUUUUAAACAUUCCCUAAAUUCCCUCUUCUGCACUCCUGUGAAUCUUCCCUUUUCUGCUCUACCUUUGACUUCAGCUUAUAACAAAAAUGGAAAAACUUUGCUUAUGCCCAUCACCACUCUUAAUCAUCCUUUAUGAAGUGUUUUCUCUCUCCUCAAUUAUUCUGUUCAGGCUCUCUUUGUGCAGCAACUUCUGAAGAAUCACAAGAAGGAAGUAGCUUGAAGGGGUAGAGAGAGCAUUCAAGCCACCUUUCGGGUUUUUUGUGCUCCUGUAAAGUUCAUCACAAAAUGGCAAACAUUUGUGAAACUUGUGAAGAUUUGAAGAAGUACAAAUAUUGGCAUGACUUACAAAAUAUAAAGCACCAGUUCUUCAAGAUUAUGCUUGGUGAUUUUGAGCAUCAUCUGCGAAUUCCCAGGCACUUCAUCGGAUGUUUUAUGGGAGACCUAUCACACUCUUCCGUACUUAAAGGACCAAGCGGGAAUGAAUGGGAAGUCCAAAUCAUUAAAACGAAGGAAGAUGUUCUAUUCUCAAAUGGUUGGGAGAAAUUUGUGAAGGAUCAUGGUAUUAAAGAAGGUUGUUUCUUGGUUUUUCGGUAUGUUGGUGAUUCCUCUUUCGAGGUCUCGAUUUUUAAUAAUAGUGGAUGUGAGAAUGAAGGUUCUUACUUCACAAAGAACAACAAUAUUAUGUCUUCAAAUUCUUCCUGUAGAAGUCUCCUUCACUUGGAGAAUGAUGAAGGUUGCAGUCAAACUACAAAAUUUGCAGCUACAAAAUUGUCAGAAAGCAAGCUUAUGAAGAAAAAACUGGAUAUUUCGUCUGAUGAAGAAAUGGAAAUGGGUGAUCGCCCCAGUCGAAGGAGCAGAAGAACAUCUCAAGGAAAACAAUCUCAAAUGCAUUAUAUAUCAAAGAGGCGGGAGGUUACAGAGGAAGAGAAGGACCACGCAAAAGACAUGGCUCGUAAUCAUAAUAAGAGCAGCAGUAAAUCUUCAAGAAAACGUAUGUUUGAAAUCGUUAUGCGACCCACACAUGUUUAUGAUGGCUUUCAUCUGACAAUCCCUAAAGAAUGGGCCCUAGAACAUAUGCACCCCAAGGAUCACGAGGUCAAACUGCGAGUUCCAGGAGGAAAGGAGGAGAGCUGGGUUGUUGGAUGCAGAUGGACUUCACAGAGACAGUGUCAGAUCAGACCGAGGUGGUCGACAUUUGUUUUGGACAACAAUCUCGAAGAACAUGAUGUCUGUGUUUUCGAGCUUCUUCAGAAAGGAGAAUCGGGUAAAAACAGACUUCCUAUCUUUGAUGUUCACAUUUUCCGGGUUGUUAGUGAAGUAGUUCCCUUGACCGUGUUGAGGGCCUAAGGCGUAUUGUCCAAUUCAUGUAGCCUUUUUAACAUAUAUGCUGUUGAACAUUCUGCAAUUUAGAGCAUAUUUAGCAGGUUUUUAAACGUUUUUAAUCACUUUUAGUAGCAUCAUUGUGUUGUACUGAUUAGUAGAGAAACAUUGAUGGGAUCCUUUCAUUAAUGGUUGAAUGGUUAUUGCCUUA
Messenger RNA from Spinacia oleracea (spinach), 2409 nucleotides. RefSeq names its product B3 domain-containing protein Os01g0723500. Lineage: Eukaryota; Viridiplantae; Streptophyta; Magnoliopsida; Caryophyllales; Amaranthaceae. The record is from RefSeq and is a predicted model, not a curated record. Bases 1164 to 2225 code for a protein of 353 amino acids. The transcript is spliced from 5 exons. Gene Ontology annotation, molecular function: DNA binding.